AUGAGUACCUCUAUUGCUUUUAAACAACAACAACAAGACCCAAAGUUAGGUCAUGUUGGUACAUUGACUAAAGAACAAUUUGCAUUAUUACGUAAAUGUUAUGCCGCUAUGUAUGCUAUACAAAGCGCAAACGAUGGUGAAACUUCCCGUCUUCGAAAUGAUGAAUCAAAAAAUAAACCAAAAAAUGGUAUAAAAUUAAAUAAUGAUAAAUAUAAUGAAUCCGAGGAAUGCAUGUCUGCUAUGAAAAUUUAUAGUCCGGAAGCUUUACGUCAAGCUACUUGGUUAUUAACUGGCGCUGACGACCCCGACGUUUUAUUACUACGUUUCCUUAGAGCAAGAAAAUGGGAUGUUGACAAUGCUAUAGCCAUGUUAAUUGCCACCUUAAAAUGGCGAUUACAAUUUGAUGUUAGAGCAAUUGUUGAAGGUGGUGAAUUAGGUAUGGAAAGGUAUUUUGAUGGUAAAGGUGUUAAAGGAUUAAAAACUCAAUUUACCUGUGGCAAAAGUUUUGUUAGAGGGACUGAUUAUGAAGGUAGACCAAUAGUUUACAUAAAUGUUAAAGCUCAUAAGAAAUCCGAUCAAAAUUUUGAGAUUCUUCAGAGGUUUACGGUUUAUGUAAUGGAGACCGUUCGUCUGAUGAUCGAACCUCCAGUUGAAACGGGUUGUCUCGUCUUUAAUAUGGAAGGAUUCAGUUUAGCUAAUAUGGACUUACAAUAUGUCAAAUUCAUGAUUCAAUGUUUUGAGGCCUAUUAUCCGGAGAGCUUGGGAAUAUUGAUUAUCCAUAAAGCCCCGUGGGUUUUUCCUCAAGUUUGGAAAGUCAUAUCACCAUUACUUGAUCCGGUCGUGGCAUCAAAAAUUACAUUUACUAAAACUGAACAAGAACUUAUGAAUUUAAUACCCCCAGAGCACCUUAUUGAAGGUUUGGGUGGUAAAGACAAAUGGAAAUAUGAAUAUGUUCAUCCUACCGAUGAUGAAAAUUAUAAAAUGAAAGACAAAAUAAAGAAAAAGGAAUUGAUGGAAAUUCGAACAAAUUUAGAAAAUGAAUUUGAAUUUAUCACUAGAAAGUUGAUAGAAGGUCCUGAUAAUGAUCAAAUCAUUAAAGAGAGGGAUCAAUUAAAACUUAAAUUAAGAAGAGCUCAAUUAGAUUUAGAUCCUUAUACUCGACCUAAAACUUAUUAUCAUCGUAUCGGUGUACUUGAUGAUGAAAGGAAUGUCAAUUGGGUUUAUAAUAAUUAA
This is a messenger RNA of Funneliformis caledonium, 1233 nucleotides long. The record is from the annotation of a GenBank genome assembly. Lineage: Eukaryota; Fungi; Glomeromycota; Glomeromycetes; Glomerales; Glomeraceae.